Drosophila navojoa is the source of this 759-nucleotide messenger RNA. It is a transcript of the gene Gyc88E, whose product is annotated as Guanylyl cyclase at 88E. Gene Ontology annotation, molecular function: heme binding; nitric oxide binding; oxygen sensor activity. The record is from RefSeq and is a predicted model, not a curated record. Lineage: Eukaryota; Metazoa; Arthropoda; Insecta; Diptera; Drosophilidae. Gene Ontology annotation, biological process: nitric oxide-cGMP-mediated signaling; cGMP biosynthetic process; response to oxygen levels. Gene Ontology annotation, cellular component: guanylate cyclase complex, soluble.
GUUCUGGGGGUUUCGGAGCGCGAGUUUAUGGACCGUUUGGGCGUCUACUUUGUUGGCUUUGUGGGUCAAUAUGGAUACGAUCGGGUGCUGUCUGUACUGGGACGGCACAUGCGUGACUUUCUCAACGGCCUGGACAAUCUGCAUGAGUAUCUGAAGUUCUCAUACCCACGCAUGCGUGCGCCCAGUUUCAUAUGUGAGAACGAGACCAAACAGGGACUCACACUUCACUACAGAUCCAAGAGGCGGGGCUUUGUCUACUACACGAUGGGGCAGAUACGAGAGGUGGCGCGCUACUUCUACCACAAGGAGAUGCACAUUGAGCUGGUCCGUGAGGAGAUUCUGUUUGAUACGGUCCACGUGACCUUUCAGCUGACGUUCGAUAAUCGCGCAUUCACCCUCGCCUCCCUGGCCAUGACCCGCGAGGAGAAGCACUUGCCCAUCAGUGCGCACGUGCUCUUUGAGAUAUUUCCGUUCUGCAUCGUGUUUGGCGCUGAUAUGGUGGUGCGCAGUAUUGGCAACUCUUUGAUGGUUAUCCUGCCCGAGCUGCUAGGCAAGAAGAUUACAGCCUGGUUCGACCUCGUGCGCCCGCUAAUUGCAUUCAAAUUUCAAACUAUACUCAAUCGCACGAACAAUAUAUUCGAGCUGGUUACCGUGGAUCCAGUUACGGAGCGUUUGGAUGCCCAAAAUGAGGAUCUGCUGCUGCAUGAUGAUGGCAGCGAGCCGGAGAAGUCUCUGAGACUGAAAGGUAUAUUAGCUUAG